AUGUUAAAUUUUAUUCUAUAUGAUUUAAAAUUGACACCGAAAAAAAAUUUAGUAUAUAAAAGUAAAUAUAUUAAAGAGCACACAUAUAAUUAUUUUAAUUAUGUGGUUAGUAAUAAAGAACCAAAAUAUGUUUUAUGUGAAUUUUUAACUCAUAUAUGUACUGUAACCUUUUUAGGAAUAUUAUAUUUUAUAUUAAUAUUUUCAGGUACAUUUAAUUAUACAAGCGUCUCAUCAUAUCAAAUAAAAGAAAAAGCAUAUUGUCGAUUUUUAUCUCAGCACGAUUAUGUAAAAGAUUGUUCGGAUGAAAACAUGUUGAGCCGUAUAUUCAAAAAAAUUCUUUUAAGGAAAAAAGAACACCAUGAAAAGUUUGAAGAUGAGCAAGAAGAUGGGAGGUUUUUAUUUUCUAAUUUUAGUAUUAAGGAUAAAUGGAGUAAGAACAAACGUAUUUCAUCUAUAGGAGAUGAUAUAAAAUCAGAAUUUUGGAGUAAGGAGAAUUUAAUGUAUAAUAUUAAAUUAUUGAAAAACGAAAAAAUUGAAGUGAAUGAUUAUGAUACUUCUGAUGAUGAUUGUGAUGAUAAUAAAAUAUCUAAAUAUCCAAAGAUUUGGAAAGAAAGAGAUAAUUCAAAACCUAUUUUUAAUUGGCAUUUAGGUAAGAUAUCUGUUCUUAAAAUGUUAGAUAAUGCAGAAAAUUUUAGUAUAGGUGGUGUAAAAUAUAAGGAUUGGGAUUUGAUUCCUAUUUUACCACCUAAUAAUAAUAAAAAUGAUAAAAAGGUUCAUAAGAUGUUUAAAGCUUCAAUUAGUGCUAGGUAUGGAUUAAAAAAUAGAACAAUGAAAUUUUUUAUAAAGAAAAUUCCUAUGGACAUAUGGGUUAAACAAUAUAAUUUAAUGACUGAGUAUGAUGGGGAAUAUUUACUAGCUGGAGAAAAUGCUGUUAUGGAAGCUAUGGCUUUAGCUUUCUUAAAUGAAUAUCAUCCAAAUAUAGCACCUAAAUUUUAUAAAUUAUUAUAUGAAGAAGAUAAUAAGAAUUGUACUGAUUGUAUAUUAGAUAAUGAAAAUUUUUAUGAUUUGAACUUAUUUAAUGAUUUUUUAUGUGAAAAAUUAAAUACAAAUAUAAAUGGUAAUAUUGUUAUGAUAUCUGAAUAUUACGGUGAAGAUAUUUUUGAUUUUAUUUUAAGAGAAACAGAAGGAUUUAAUACAUUUUUAAAUAAAAAUAAAAAAAAAAGAAUUUUAUAUGAAAGUUUACAUUUAUUAGUAAAAUUACAUGAUGCAGGAUUUUCACACCUUGAUUUAUCUCCUGAAAAUAUAUUAAUAACAGAUAAAUAUCAGAUGCUUUUUUGUGAUUUUGCUAAAAGUACACCUCUUUAUAGUUUUAAAUUAAGACAUCUUAAACAUUUUGAAGGUUUAUAUUCUUUUGAAUCAUGUGAACCUAGUAUUGGGAAAAUUGAAUAUAUGCCACCUGAAUGUUGGAAUUUACUCAGGAAAUAUAAAAAAAUGAAAAUCAAAGAUCCUAUGAGAAAUUUAAAUUUUAUUACAGAUCAAGAUAAAAGGAAAGAUUUUUAUUAUGAUGUUUCUAAUGCUGAUAAAUAUAUGCUUGGAGUGUUUUUCAUUUGGGUUUGGAAUAAUGGAUAUUUAUGGUCGCGUUCGGAUCCUGAACAAGAUCAUGUCUUUUAUGAACUAUCACAAGCUGAUAUGAAUUUUAAUAUGUUAGAGAGGACAAAGAAAUGGCCAGAUGACUUUAAAUUUAUUCUCAAGAAAUUAUUACACAUGGAACAUAGAAGAAAUUUAGAUUUAAAGGAUCUAUGCAAACAUCCUUGGUUUAC
Molecule: messenger RNA, 1820 nt
Organism: Plasmodium reichenowi
Lineage: Eukaryota; Apicomplexa; Aconoidasida; Haemosporida; Plasmodiidae
Product: serine/threonine protein kinase, FIKK family
Exons: 3
Biological process (GO): protein phosphorylation; intracellular signal transduction
Molecular function (GO): ATP binding; protein serine/threonine kinase activity
Source: RefSeq, a predicted model, not a curated record